Rubroshorea leprosula is the source of this 763-nucleotide messenger RNA. Lineage: Eukaryota; Viridiplantae; Streptophyta; Magnoliopsida; Malvales; Dipterocarpaceae. The record is from the annotation of a GenBank genome assembly.
GCAAAAAGAAGAGUGAGGAGGAAGAAAAAAUGGCUGAUGCUACUACUACUACUCAAGGAAACGGCGCUGCUCAGUUGGUCUCUGACUUUCCGGCGGUUCCGACGCACGGCGGUCAGUUCAUUCAGUACAAUAUCUUUGGAAAUCACUUUGAGAUAACCGCCAAGUAUCGGCCUCCGAUCAUGCCGAUCGGCCGCGGAGCUUACGGAAUCGUCUGUUCUGUGAUGAAUUCGGAGACUAACGAGAUGGUGGCGAUUAAGAAAAUCGCAAACGCCUUCGACAAUCACAUGGAUGCCAAACGGACGCUUCGCGAGAUUAAGCUGCUGCGACAUCUCGAUCAUGAAAACGUUAUAGGGAUUAGAGAAGUGAUUCCACCGCCGGUGAGGAGAGAAUUCACUGAUGUCUACAUCGCCACCGAACUCAUGGAUACUGAUUUGCAUCAAAUAAUUCGGUCUAAUCAAGGUUUAUCAGAGGAGCAUUGUCAGUAUUUCUUAUACCAGAUUCUUCGAGAACUCAAAAAUGCCAAGCAUGGAGUUGCAACCAUCUUUGGACCGAGAAACCGGGAUGUCACGUUCCAGGGGGCAAACGUGGUGGCUGGAUCACCUUCCCCUUUAUUGCAGGUCUCUUUCUACCUCUAUCUCAUGGAACUGGUGUUGCACAGCAGCAUGCAGGACUUUGUUGUACUAAUUGUUGGUUUUUUUCACAAAGUAAUGGAGAGAAAAUCGGGAGGAAGAUGAAGAGCAGAACAUAAACUAAAAAUUUAGAG